Molecule: messenger RNA, 3009 nt
Organism: Brettanomyces bruxellensis
Lineage: Eukaryota; Fungi; Ascomycota; Pichiomycetes; Pichiales; Pichiaceae
Exons: 1
Coding region: 1-3009 (1002 amino acids)
Biological process (GO): trehalose catabolic process
Cellular component (GO): fungal-type cell wall
Molecular function (GO): carbohydrate binding; alpha,alpha-trehalase activity
Source: RefSeq, a predicted model, not a curated record
AUGAAGUUUCAAACGUUGCUUUAUUGUACUUCUGUGCUAGCUAGUAGCUAUGAUUACUAUGACUCAGCAACCAAAACAUAUUAUUUCCAAGAUGAAAAAGUUCUCACAACGUACAACUAUGAGCCACUAAACCACUUUACAAAUCAGCCAUACGUAUCUAAUGGAUACUUUGGUUCAAAAAUCCCAAAUCUUGGUUUUGGGUUCGCGUACGACCAAAAUGAAAACUCAAGUAGCUCCCAGUUAGAAGCCGGUUGGCCACUUUUUAACAAGAGAAAUUCCGGCGCUUAUAUUGCGGGCUUCUACGAUGCACAAGAGAAUACUACGGGCACGAAUUUUCCUGAUCUUCUUAAGAACGGAUACGAAAGUGUAAUCAGUUCUAUUCCUCAAUGGACACAAAUGAGAUUGGAGAUCACAUUAAGUGAUGGACAACAAUAUAUUCUUGAUCCUAAUGAUACUUCGUCAAGAGGCGCAAUCUCUGGUUAUACGCAAAGUCUUGAUCUGAGUACUGGAAAGGUCACUACUUCUUAUAUUUGGCUCGGCUUAUUACAUUUGAGAUUCACCCUUGUUGCACAUAGAGAAAUAGCACAGCUUGGACUUGAACGACUAGAUAUAACCUUAUUAGGCGAACCUGAUUUAAUAUCCAAUCUUCAGAUUGAGAGCAUUCUUGAUUUUAAUUCAACAAGUAGAUGUUGGUUGCAAGAUACUGGUAUUGAUACUAAGAGCAACUCCAUAUACAUGAAUGUCACUCCAGAGAAUGUUCCAUACAUAACUGCAACUGUUUUCUCCAAGAUAAAGGCAGAUCCUCCAAUAAUGUUUAGUAAUUUUGUAAAUGAAAGCAUGGUUGGAUCAAGAGCAAAUGUCACUUUUUCAUCAGAAAACAGGCAAAGUACGAUUUUGAAGUUCGUUGGAAUAUUGUCUGACGAUUUAAAAUCUAAUAAUGAUUCGACAAGCACUUUUGAAGAUGCCAAAUCAAUUGUUCUGGCUGCUUUUGAUGUUUCUUGGGAAGAACUUCUGAAUUCUAAUGAAAAAGCAUGGAAGACUCUUUGGGGAGAAAGUGAAGUUAUUGUUUCGAACAACGAGUACAUGACAUUAGCAGCUGAAGCAAGCAUAUUUCAUCUAUUAGCAAAUACGAGGACUUCGAAUGUUGAUUUAACUUCUGCCUUAGGAGUUACAGGAUUAAGUUCUGAUGGAUAUGCUGGAAUGAUAUUCUGGGAUUCAGAUUUGUGGAUGCUUCCGGGAAUUCUACCAUUUGCACCUUCGGUGGCUUCAUCAAUAGAGAAAUAUCGGUAUUACAUGCACAAACAAGCAGUGCUAAAUGCACAAUCCCAUAGUUUCAAUGGUUCUGUUUACCCUUGGACUUCUGGAAGGUUUGGAAAUUGUACUGCUACUGGACCUUGCUUCAACUAUGAGUAUCAUAUUAAUAUUGCUAUAUGCUAUGCAAUACAUGAACUUUACUUAAGUGGAGCAAUCGAUGAUAACGUUCUUUUAGAAGAAGGUUGGCCAAUUUUCAAGGACAUAGCAGAUUUCUUUUCAGAUUAUGUCCUGUUUAAUGAAACAUUGGGCAAAUUUACUACAUACAAUUUAACUGAUCCUGAUGAGUAUGCAAACCAUGUUAAUAGUGCUGCAUAUACUGCUAUUGGAAUUGCUCAGGUAAUGAAAUGGGCCUUACUAUUUGGCACACAUCUUCACCAAAAGGUGAAUCCGAUUUGGAAGCUCAUCAGAGAUAAUAUGUAUCUCCCGGUCAAUUCAGAUGGUGAUAUAACAUUGGAAUACGAUACACUGAACUCUACUAUUUUGAUAAAGCAAGCAGAUGUGGCACUUAUCACAUAUACUGAUGAUCAGGAUGAUUUUCUUACCAAAACCUACAACUACACAAGACAAAGAGCAUACAAUGACUUGGUUUAUUAUACUCAAAGACAAAGUCCGGAUGGUCCUGCUAUGAGCUAUCCUGUUUAUCUUGCAGUUAAUGAAAAAGUGAGCAAUAAAGGCUGUGGCUACCAAACUUACCUUGAACAGUCUGUGAAGCCAUUUUUGCGUUUUCCAUUUGCACAAAUGAGUGAGCAAAGCAAUGAUGACUAUGACACUAAUGGAGGAACACAUCCGGCGUUUCCCUUCUUGACUGGGCAUGGUGGUGUAGUGCAAUCAUUUACUUAUGGGCUUUUGGGAAUUAGAUUUUCAUAUCAGACGCAACAAAAUGGGGUUAUACAGAGAGUUUUACACGUGGAUCCUGUUUAUUUACCUAGAUUUGACGGUAACUACACAAUUCGUGGCUUCCAUUAUUUGAAUGAAAUACUGGAUAUUGAUAUAGACAACACGUGUCUGACAGGAAAGUCAAAUGAUGGUUGCUCUGCUAUUUUUACAAGUCAUGGUAUAAAAAAUGAGCCCAUCUACAUAUUUGUUGACGGUAGAAAUAAUGCUUCUGGUUUAUACAUGCUACCACCAAAAGCCACACUUUCAGUUCCUUUGUUUAUUCCUCAAAUGAAUCUUGAAGGUGCACUUACCGAAUGCUUUGCCGAUGUCGUAUCAAUAACAGAGGGAGUUAUUGGAGAUGUAGUCAGUUCCAUUGUUGAUGGUGACAAUUCUACUUAUUGGCAAGCUGCAACCAAAUCUGACUCAGCCAAGGUUGUCAUUGAUUUAAGGGAAAAUCAGUUAUUUAAUCACGGAUCCAUUGUCUGGGGAUCCAGACCAGCCUCCACCUUCUCUGUGUCAAUUAUUGAAAAUUGCACAUUCUUGAGUAAUGAUGAUUUUAGCUUUCUACAGGAAAAGCUUAGGCUGGGUGAUGAAGAUUUGUUCCUUGAUGUUGAGACCAUCCUUAAAGAUGAAUCGGUACUGGUUACCAACCCUUAUAUGCCCGGAGAUAAUGACAUUAAAAUACAGUCUUUCAAUUACACAAAUUUCGACUUGGGCCAAAACUAUACAGCACGGUACGUUAUCUUAGAGGUGAAAGGUGUAAUAGAUAAAGAUAUUGAUGAUCGAGGUGCCGAAAUCGCAGAGUUUGCUUUAUUUUGA